Molecule: messenger RNA, 1620 nt
Organism: Lichtheimia ornata
Lineage: Eukaryota; Fungi; Mucoromycota; Mucoromycetes; Mucorales; Lichtheimiaceae
Exons: 3
Coding region: 1-1620 (539 amino acids)
Biological process (GO): detoxification of copper ion; cellular detoxification of cadmium ion; response to metal ion
Molecular function (GO): metal ion binding; glutathione gamma-glutamylcysteinyltransferase activity
Source: RefSeq, a predicted model, not a curated record
AUGUUUCGUAUUGCCCUUAAUACCAAUCGUACUCGCAUUUCCACUACUACUACACCUUUCCUCGUCAAACGUCGACAUGCAUUCAACCCUUGGUCCGUACGCAUGAGCACAGCAGCCGUGUCUUCAAAAACCAAUGACACCUCUACUCCCACCACCACCACUACCACGACAACACCUUCCAAGGAGACUGUAGCUGCGCAAACGUCUGCAUUUCAAGAUCUCCUCGGCUUAACGAGCCCCAGCCCUGAUUUGAAAAACACCUUUUACCAGAGACAACUUCCAGAAACAUUGGUUCGAUUCUCGUCUAAUGAGGGCAAACGGCUUUUUCGGUCAGCUAUGGAGGCUGGACAUGCUGAGGGAUUUUUCCCAUUGACUGGCAACUUUACCACGCAAUCCGAACCUGCUUAUUGUGGUCCUAGUUCAUUGGCUAUGGUAUUGAAUGCAUUGGAAGUGGAUCCUAAGCAACGAUGGAAAGGAAAUUGGCGAUGGUAUUCAGAUGAGUUACUGGAAUGCUGCUCUUCCAAAGAAGAAAUGAAAAAGAACGGCAUCACCUUUGACAAGUUUGCAUGUCUUGCAAAAUGCCAUAGCGACGUGGUGGUGAAACGUGGCAACGACUUUACACUGGAAGAAUUUAUACGAGAUGUGCAAGAUGUGACGAUGCGUUCUGACAAGUUUAUGGUGAUUUCAUUCUCGCGCAAAACGCUUGGACAAACAGGCGAUGGUCAUUUUUCACCUAUUGGAGCGUAUCACCCAGAAUCUGGCAUGGUGUUGGUGCUUGAUACGGCACGAUACAAGUAUCCAAGUUAUUGGUGCCCAGUGGACGUAUUGUAUGAAUCGAUGAAGCCUAUUGAUAAGGAAACGGGACGACCUCGUGGAUACUUUUUGUUGAGCUAUGAUGCUGAACGACCCCCUGUCAGUUUAUGCAAGGUUAAAAAUGCAACAGCCAAUCAACAGAACGAGGAGAAUGAUAAAAAGCGACUAGAGCAGCAGCAACAACAGCAACAACAGCAGGCUGUGGAGGAAAAAAGUGUAUCAUCAGCACCAGCAUUGAAUUGGACCACUUUGGCAAAGAGCUUUUGUAAGCGAAUUCCUGAAAACAUGUGGCUCGAGAAACCAAGGACACUGCAACAUGUGGUGCAACUCGUAUUACGCAACGUGCCACCAGAAUAUACAAUGAUCCUUGCCAAUCAAUCGCUUUUGGCAGCUUCAGCAGCCAUGCCAAAUGACGCUCGUUCUUAUAUCGACACUUUACUCCAUGACACCACUCAAUCCGCUUUAUACCCCAUUGUCCUCGAUGCUCUUUAUCCUUCUUCACAAAGACCAACAACCACAACCACAGUCGACCAGUAUGCUGCCUUUGCCACCUUGUUCAUGUUAGGCUCUCCACGUAUGCUUUAUACAUCCUUGCCGCGUGAUCUUCAAGAAUCUCUCGAUACCUAUCGUCAAGACAAGUCCAUGUCCGAUGUUGUGAAACGAGAAGUGGAUCGCAUAGGUGUGGAAGUGAGCGAGUUGACAAAGACUUUUUGUACUUGUGGUCCAGGAUGGAGUAGCAAUAUUAGCUCUACUACUACCGGCAACAGCAAUGUAUCAAUAUUAGACAAAGAGUGCAGCAGUGCAUAA